This is a messenger RNA of Entelurus aequoreus (snake pipefish), 1199 nucleotides long. RefSeq names its product insulin gene enhancer protein ISL-1-like. Gene Ontology annotation, molecular function: cis-regulatory region sequence-specific DNA binding; DNA-binding transcription factor activity, RNA polymerase II-specific. The transcript is spliced from 3 exons. The record is from RefSeq and is a predicted model, not a curated record. Lineage: Eukaryota; Metazoa; Chordata; Actinopteri; Syngnathiformes; Syngnathidae. Gene Ontology annotation, biological process: axonogenesis; neuron fate specification; positive regulation of transcription by RNA polymerase II. The coding region runs from base 30 to 635 and encodes 201 amino acids. Gene Ontology annotation, cellular component: nucleus.
CACGACAUGUUUGCGUGUAGCGAAAGGAGAUGUUUGCGUGUCGUGAAAGGAGACGUUUGCGUGUUGCAGAGCCGCUGAGCGGCCGGCAGUCCGCCCUGCGGCCGCACAUCCACAAGCAGCCGGAGAAGACCACGCGUGUGCGGACGGUGCUGAACGAGAAGCAGCUGCACACGCUGCGCACGUGCUACAACGCCAACCCGCGGCCCGACGCGCUGAUGAAGGAGCAGCUGGUGGAGAUGACGGGACUCAGUCCGCGCGUCAUCAGGGUCUGGUUCCAGAACAAAAGGUGCAAAGACAAGAAGAGGAGCAUACUCAUGAAGCAACUGCAGCAGCAGCAGCCCAACGACAAGACGAACAUCCAAGGUCUGACGGGAACGCCGAUGGUGGCGGCGAGUCCCGAGCGCCACGACGGCCUGCAGGUGAACCCGGUGGAGGUCCAGAGCUACCAGCCGCCGUGGAAAGUUCUCAGCGACUUUGCUCUGCAGAGCGACAUCGAUCAGCCGCCCUUCCAACAGCUGGUGACAUUUUCGGAGGGCGGGCCGGGUUCCAACUCGACGGGCAGCGAGGUGGCGUCCAUGUCGUCCCAGCUGCCCGACACGCCCAACAGUAUGGCGUCCAGCCCCGUGGAGGCCUGAGCGGGCGGCCGCUGCCUUGCUGGAGGGCGGCGGCGUCGCCGUGAAGACAAUCAUGGAUUUGUACCGACCAGCCCAGACUUUGGACGCUGGGCUUUCUUUGCCAAAACGGAAGGGGGGAAAAAAAGAGGACGUGGGCCGGAGCUUUUCUUCUGGUGACUCCAUCAAGCAUUUGCAACGAUGAUACCUCUCUGGUGGCGCUCCGAGGGACCGCUCCCGUGAGUGGUCUUGGAUUAUUCAGUAGACUUAGGGACCGUCCACAAAGUCACGUGUCUUCUUCUCAUGACAACUUGAAGACUUCACCUUCUUUGAAAAAAGACAAAAAAAGACUAUCACUGUGACUUUUAUUUAUCUAUUUAUUUCUAAUUUAUUUCCUCCAUAUUUAUUGAUGGGAAGGCGGAGGAUGGGAGAGAGAGAGAGAGAGAGAGAGAGAAAAAAAAGAAGUGCCACCACUUUUCUGCGUGAUGUUUUUUAAUUGGAUGAUGAUCUUGUAAAAACUUGACUUUCACCUGCAAACAUUCAAUAAAAGUCAUUCAUGAAGACUUUUUUUUUUAAACUGCACUUCUU